AUGACGACACCGAGCAAACCUAGUCAGAAGACAAGCGGCGCCUCCGUCGCGAAGGACUUUAACAAUGUCUUGAAUGGAACACCUGCUUUCGAAGCCAUGCGCUUCACAGCAAAUUACGCACGAAUAGCAAAGGCCGAGCUUCAAAGCUGUGUCUAUGAAGAACUAAUGGUCGCUGUAAAAGAAGCAGGAAAGCUUCUGCCAGAGACCUUCAAUCCGACCAUAGACGAAUGGCCAGCUGAUGCAGAAAGGAUCAAUGAGAAUAUGGAAGAGAAAUUGAAGGAUUGUGAUAAACUUGCUGGAGGGUUUAAGAAGUUUGUUGAGAAUGCUCGUGCAGCUGUGAUGGCGGGUGCGAAACGUCAAUAG
Fusarium venenatum is the source of this 363-nucleotide messenger RNA. RefSeq lists its product as uncharacterized. Lineage: Eukaryota; Fungi; Ascomycota; Sordariomycetes; Hypocreales; Nectriaceae. The record is from RefSeq and is a predicted model, not a curated record.